UACCAGGCAUAAAAUUACUAUUUGGGAGAGAAGACCUAGGACUUCAGAAAGAUUUUUUCUAAUAAGUUCAGAUGCUAAAGUAUAGCUGCCAGCCUCUCUUCACCCACCAGUGUUGGGCUACAGUCUUCCCUGCAGGUGAAUGUGUGAGUCUUAUUGCCUUGACAACCAAUCACAGGGCCUGGUCUGCUGGCAAGCUGUUCUUGGUCUCCAUCAAUGUCUCCUUCUUCUCCCCUGCCCUCGUUCAUCUGUUUCCCUCUUUCCCUCUUGUUGUCUUCCUUCUUCCUCCCUCUCAUUCUCUAGCUCUCUUGCUCAUGUUAUUUCACUCUGAGCAACUGUUCUGUCUCCUUUUCCCACCCUAGAUACCCCUGAAUGCUGCUGGUCACUGUGGUGAGGGACUUUCCAGGAGGCACUGAUCUAGCUGUCAACUGGCUGCAGGACCCAUUUUGAUACUUCCUGAUUGAUAAUGUUAUAACAGCACCUGGAAUCCCAAGGUCACCUUCUCAGCUGAGUGUUCCUGAGUAGUCUUCAUCACCAUGGAGACCCGAAAGGAUGAAGCUGUUCAUGUCAAGGGAGCAGCAGCCUCUGGGGAUGCUCAGGACCAGGGGCCAGAGAAAGGAGCCAAGAACAAAGCAGCUGAAGAAAUAGAAGGGCCAACAUCAGAACCACCCUCAUCUGGCCCAGGUAGGCUGAAGAAAACUGCCAUGAAAUUCUUUGGUGGCAAAAAGGGAAUCUGUACUCUGCCUAGUUUCUUUGGAGGAGGACGAAACAAAGGUUCUGGGAAAGGAAGCUCCAAGAAGGGUGUAAACAAGAGCAAGACACAUGAUGGCUUGAGCGAAGGAGCACAUGGCCCUGAUGAUGCUGUCAGCGAAGGAAAUGGCUUCUCCCAACCUCUGCCUGAAUCACCCGGCCUAUUUCCCAGCUCUCAGAGUGCCCACGGGGCUUUGGAGACAGGCUCCAGACAUAAAACAUCUGUGGCUGGAGUUACAGAAAAAGCUGGAGCUGAGAAGGUACCCUCUGUGCCCAAGCCAAAGAAAGGUCUAAAAGGCUUUUUUAGCAGUAUCCGUCGUCACCGGAAGAGCAAGAUGUCUGGGGCUGAGCAGAGUCACCCAGGAGCCAAGGGCUUUGAAGAUGCCAGAGCUGGGUCUCAUGAGCAUGUGAGCUCAGCCCCUCUAGUUUGCUCUGAAGAGACCUUCCAAGUCUCUAGAAUGGACAAUACCAAACCUCAAGAUGCCUCUGGACCAAAAAUUUCACCAAUACCAGAACCCUCUCUACCAACUACAGCUACUGAGGAGAUGGAUUGUAAAAAUCCAGAAAAACUCAAGGGGACCUGUCCUUUAGCCCUUGUGCAGCCCCAGCCUGCUUCUGAAGCCAGUGUUCUAGAGGAAGAGCCCCACAUUCCAGAAAUAGGGGAGAAGGUGUUAGCUGGAGAGGAAAAUCCACCUCAUGGCCCUGUGGGGGGUCAGCUGAGCCUUCUGUUUGGAGAUGUCACAUCCUUGAAAAGCUUUGACUCACUAACAGGUUGUGGUGACAUUAUAGCAGAACAGGACAUGGACAGUAUGACAGACAGCAUGGCCUCUGGAGGCCAGAGGGCCAAUCGAGAUGGGACCAAACGAAGUUCCUGCCUGGUGACCUACCAAGGAGGUGGAGAGGAGAUGGCCUUACCGGAUGAUGAUGAUCAGGGAGAGGAGGAGGAAGAGGCUGAAUUAGAGGAAGAAGAAGAAGGCAAGGAAGAGGAAGAAGAUGAUGACUUAGAAUAUCUAUGGGCAAGUGCCCAGAUAUACCCAAGGCAUCUGAACCUGGGUUACCCUCCAACCAUAUCCCCAGGCCAUCAUGGCUACAUGCUCAUUGACCCAGCAGCUUAUUCUGGCCUAGCCUCUGGGGAACUUUUAACUCCUCAGAGUGACCAGCAAGAAUCUGCCCCCAAUAGUGAUGAAGGAUAUUAUGACUCUACCACACCUGGAUUUGAAGAUGAUUCAGGGGAGGCCUUGGGGCUUGUCCAUACCGAUUGCCUACCGAGAGACAGCUAUAGUGGAGAUGCCCUAUAUGAGUUCUAUGAACCAGGUGACAGUCUUGAGAACUCACCACCUGGAGAUGACUGCCUUUAUGACCUCCAUGGUCGAAGCUCUGAGAUAUUUGAUCCUUUCUUAAACUUUGAGCCCUUUUCUUCCUCCCGGCCACCUGGAGCAAUGGAGACAGAAGAAGAACGACUAGUGACCAUCCAAAAACAGUUAUUGUAUUGGGAGCUUCGACGAGAGCAGCUUGAGGCUCAAGAGGCCCGGGCUCGAGAAGCUCAUGCCAGGGAGGCUUAUACCCGAGAGGCUCAUGCCAGGGAGAUCUAUGCCUGGGAGGCCCACACUCAGGAAGUUCAUGCCAGAGAGGCUCGAUCUCAAGAAACCCAGGCCCAAGAGAUUCAUGCUCAAGAAGGUAAAGUACGAGAGAGCCUGGCCUGGCAGGAAAAGCCUGUCUUGGAGUAUCAGAUGAGGCCCUUAGGCCCAUCAGUGAUGGGCCUCAUUGCAGGAGCAUCAGGAGCCUCUCAGACCUCCCACCGGGGAACUACUUCAGCGUUCCCUGCCACAUCUAGUAGUGAGCCAGACUGGCGAGAUUUUCGUCCUCUGGAGAAACGUUUUGAGGGAAUAUGCUCCAAGAAAGACCAGAGUACCUGCCUGAUGCAGCUCUUCCAAAGUGAUGCCAUGUUUGAGCCAGACAUGCAAGAAGCAAAUUUUGGAGGAUCUCCCAGGAGGGCCUACCCUACUUACUCACCCCCUGAGGAGCCAGAAGAAGAAGAGGAAGAGAAGGAAGGUAAUGCCACUGUGAGUUUCUCACAGGCCCUAGUGGAGUUUACCAGCAAUGGAAACCUUUUCUCCAGCAUGUCCUGCAGCUCUGAUUCAGACUCAUCCUUCACCCAAAACCUCCCUGAGCUGCCCCCAAUGGUGACCUUUGACAUCGCUGAUGUGGAACGGGACGGAGAAGGCAAGUGUGAAGAAAAUCCUGAAUUCCACAAUGAUGAAGACCUUGCAGCCUCUUUGGAAGCUUUUGAGCUGGGCUAUUACCACAAACAUGCCUUCAACAACUACCACAGCCGAUUCUACCAAGGUCUUCCCUGGGGUGUGAGCACUCCACGAUACUUGGGACUACCUGGCAUGCACCCUCGACCUCCACCUGCUGCCAUGGCACUCAACAGGAGAAGCCGCUCCCUUGAUACUGCAGAGACCCUAGAGUUGGAACUUUCCAGUUCCUACCCCCAGGGCUAUGUGGAGUCUGAUGAGCUACAGGCCCAGCAGGAAGAUUCAGAUGAAGAGGAUGAUGAAGGAGAAUGGGGCCGAGACAGUCUGUCUCUCUACACUGAACCCCCUGGGUUCAGUGAUUGGCCUGUAUGGGCUCCUUGUCGUCUUCCAGUGAGACCAGGCCCUUCCUGGAUAAGACCCAGUCAGUUAGAUGGGCCUCCCAGCCGGUCUCCAUAUAGGCAGGGAAGCUGUUGUAUACCUCCUGUUGCUAUGUCAAUAUCCCUGCCAGGGCCAGGGCAAGAGCCAAGAGUACCUGGGGAACCUGGGCCUCCGCUAGCUCGACCUUUACACCUUCCUCUGCCCAUGGGCCCUUGCUAUAACCUCCAGCCCCAGGCCUUCCAGAGUACAAGAGCUAGGCCUCGAGAUGUGCUGCUGCCUGUUGCUCAUUGUGCCAAUGAGCCCAGUUGUUCCUCCAGUUCUGGAGGCUUCAACCCUAGUCCUCUGCCACAGGCCAAGCCUGUGGGUAUUACCCAUGGUAUCCCACAGCUGCCCAGGGUUCGACCUGAGCCCCUCCAGCCUCAGCCCAGUCACUACAGGGCUUCCAGCCUUGAUCUGUCAAAGGAGAGGGCUGAGCAAGGUGCCUCUCUCCUGACCAGCUACCCCUCCACUGCCACGAAUGGAAAUCUAACCAAGUAAUCAUCAAUUCUGGAGUGAGGUCAUGGGGCUUGAGCAUGUGAAUGGGGAUCAGGGUUUGGGCAGAGGGGUGGAAAUAAGAGUUGCUGUUUAACUUGAAAAUCCUUUUGGCCAAGGAAAACUCCUAUGAGUUUUUAUCUUUGUUUACCCCCCUUCCCUCCUCUGCAGUCUGUGGCCAUGUUCAGCUUGAGUAUAUAUCUGCUCCAGGGAGGCUGCUGCUACUCUGCUCUAGUUUUGCUUUUGGGGUUUCUUCCUUUGACCCAUUCAGGGCUUGGGAUGCUAUGAUUUUGUGCCUAUUCCAGUUGCCAAGUUAGUGAUUUUUAUACACACACACACACACACACACACACACACACACACACACACACACAAUAGCAUGCAUCCUUAAGACAGGCUGGACCCUUAGUGCCCCCUGCUCCCUCUUCCUGGUAAACAAUGAACCACUGAUGAGCAAGAAAGUGUGCUCUGCCUCUCACUUGGGGAUAAGGAGCUUGUUUAUUGUUAGCAAUGUGAAGUUAUGGUACACAUCUUCCUCACCCCCAUUCCUUUGGCUUUGGCAUCACUGCCUCUGUUACAUCAGAUCGCUACAAGCUAUUUGUCCCAUGUAGCUCUCCUUAGAGAGGAUCAAGUAGCAUGUGUCUCGCUGCCUAUUAUUGUAGGCUUUGGCAUCAUAAGCAGCUGAGGGCUUUUUAACCUGCCCUACCAUAAUUUGGGUUGAAGGGAAAAAAUGUUCCCUUAAUGGAGUGAUUCAUUCUGUUCAUUUGCCAGCAGAAGACAAAGCAAAGUUCUUUUGUAGACACAGCCAUGGGAGUCUUGAGCUCUGGAUCAUUUCUUCUCUUAAAUCUGUAACCUCUUGAGUUGCUGAGAAUUUUCAAUUUUCAUUUCUUUUUUUUCCUCUGAAGGAAGAUUUCAUAAUCUCAUCACAAGGAACAUGGUCGUUUAAUUGACAGAAGGAAAGAGGUACAACCUAAAUUGAGCUUUGGCUAUAGGCUUUGGAGUUUUGUGAAGUACAGGGGAAAGAAACAACAACAUCAUCAACAAAAGGUCCAUCGUGUAUCUUAACCAUCAGGAGAAGAGAUUUCAAGACGGUGGCACCUGAAGCGGCCCCAGCUUUAUAGAAAGGAAAACUCUCCACUCCUUUUCUCCCAAACAAAAAGCUCCCAAAACCUUGCUCACCCCUUCAUUUGGAUGGAUGGUGUAAAAUAGCUCCAGGCUUGCCUUCCUGAAACUGGAUACCCAAAACGUCUCAGCUGCUGUUCUUGGCUCUCUAGAGAGCUUUCAUCUUCCAAUUAGCCAAGUCCUUAGCAUCAUCAAUGGACCAGGCUUUUGGAGAGGAAAGACUGUGACCCGCUCCCACUCUGCCCACCUAUAGGACUUCGAUUUGCAUGGCAGUUGCAGCCUUUUAUGAAAUGAAUGGCACCCCUUCCCUUCUGCAUACCUGCAGUUUUCAUGUUAAACUAGAUCAGAAAUUUUGGUAGGGAAGAGCUUGCUGUCAGGAAAACAUUGCAAUAUCUUACCAGGCUCAACCUCUUGGUAAUCACCCACAAUUUCUUAGUGGAAAUGACAUACUAAACAUCUUUUGGGCCUGGAUGUGUUGACCCAAAUUAUAAAUCUUCCCCAUUCUGCCUCUGUCCCCACUACCACCACGUAACCCCCAGCCAUCUUCAUAUUUGUUAAGAGAAGAAGUUAAGUUAAUAGGGCUCUUACCAUGAGAGAGAGAGAGAGAGAGAGAGAGAGAGAGAGAGAGAGAGA
Molecule: messenger RNA, 5669 nt
Organism: Perognathus longimembris pacificus (Pacific pocket mouse)
Lineage: Eukaryota; Metazoa; Chordata; Mammalia; Rodentia; Heteromyidae
Gene: Amer1
Product: APC membrane recruitment protein 1
Biological process (GO): regulation of canonical Wnt signaling pathway
Cellular component (GO): plasma membrane
Molecular function (GO): beta-catenin binding; phosphatidylinositol-4,5-bisphosphate binding
Source: RefSeq, a predicted model, not a curated record